Messenger RNA from Cuscuta campestris, 829 nucleotides. NCBI's taxonomy places the organism in Eukaryota, Viridiplantae, Streptophyta, Magnoliopsida, Solanales, Convolvulaceae. The record is from the annotation of a GenBank genome assembly.
CGUACUCAAGAUCUUAAAACUGUCAAUUGGAAAUUUGGAAUUAGAGUUUAGGCGGCCGUCCUAAAUUGAUCUAAUCCAAGUUUAAACAAAGACCAGUUUUCAAACACCUUUUCGAGUUUAGAUUUGACAGUAGCGCAAUGGCUAAAAUUCCUUCAAGGUCAAAUUAAUCCAAAAAAACAACCAAAUCAAAGAUUCAAUCUUUUUUGUCAAACGAUCCGGCCUAAAAAGGUUUCAUAAUUUCAGAGACAAUAAUCAAUCAAUAAAUCAUACUUGAACAAUUCAACAUCAACACACAUCAACACACAUGCAAUUCAACAUUUGUAAUAUAACUUACACAUUUAACAAACAUAGAAUUGAAAAUAAACAUAUUUAAUACUGACAAUCAAAUUCAUAAAUUGUGAAACUUAUAAAUUGGAAAGUCUUAAUUAAAGAAUGAAAUUAAAAAGGAGAAAAUUGCUCCCCUGAGUAUUGCUCCUUCAUCCGUUCGUUCACUGCCAAAGAAAAGAAAUGGCUGCCAAAGAAAUUUCUCCAUCCAUGGCCGCCGCUCAGAAUAUGCCUAGGGUCGGAGUUGCCGUCCAGACCUCCCGUCGUCGUCACCGCUGUGCAAUUGCCGUCGCCGGACCUAGGGUCGGAACCCUAGGUCGGCACCUGCUCUGCUCCGAUUUGUUCUCUCGUCUCUAUCCGUCUCCGUAUUCAACCCAUUCUUUUUGCUUCUUUUAUACACAAAUUAAUCCAGCUUUAGUCUUCAAUUUGGAUUAGGACUUGAAAUUAGAGUGGGAGUUGAAGAAGAAGGCUAUCCGGUUGGUUCUUGCGCCUAGGGCUCCUACCU